CGGGAGCGGCUCCUGGCGUACUUGGAGAAGCAGGCGCUCGAGCACAAAGACAGGGAGGACUAUGUGCCUUUUACAAGAGAAAAGAAAGGAUCUGUAAGAGUAACUGAGAUAAGGAUAUUGCAACGUACUGAAUGCAGAAGGUACCCCUAGCAGCAGGUAUGGUGCCUUAUGGUUCAGAUAGGUGGUUCUCUACAGUCAGCUUACAUAUACAUGCACACAGCACAAGUAUUUGUUUGGGUAGAUAAAAUCUGUGAGAAUCGUGUAGAAAAACAGAAGGGACCAGCUGUAACGUACAUCUUGGUUAAGAAAGAUCAAAUGUCAUUUCCUCUAUGUAAUAAAGUAUUACUAAACAGCAGUGUGUCUGCAUGUUGCAAUGAGUCAUACCAGUUUAGUUAGUAAAAUUUCCUGUAUCUCUUGGAAAAAAAAAAAAAAUUUGCUGUUUAAUAACUUUUUCCACCAUUUAUUUUAAUCCCAUAGAAGAAGAGAAAAUAAUAUGAAACAUGGAAUGGAGCUUACUUUCAUUAAAACUAAAAAUGUGGAAACAAAUGUUUUGUGUGGAAAUUCAUGCUCUGGUAAAUAGGCAGGAGGCAAGAAGGCCAAGCUCAUUUUGUAGUAGGUGAGGGAUAAUGUUUCCUUUUCCCCGCAUGGAAAUAUUAUGGUUCAGCUGUGACUUGCUGCCAUGUUUGUAUCAUUUUGCACAAAAAUGGCAAAUCUAUGUAACUUAAUCUUUUAAAUCAAGAAAUCAUUAUAUUUAUCUAGAUUUAGAACUUGGAAAGGGCAUGAAGUAAAACUUAAUGCAUGUGUAGGGUUUUUUUUUUUUUAGAGGGAGCUUGUAUUUUAAUGUGCUUUUCUUUAAUACUAAAAGAAAAAAAAUAACAAACAACUAGGCUGGAUAAUAAUUUUUCUCUUUGGCUAGAACAAUGUAUUAUGGAAAAACGCUAAAAACACUGUAGAAUAGGGGCAGGUGAAAAUCUUGCCUGAUUCUUCUGUUAAUUCAGAAGAAAACUGACAAAUGCAACCUUCACUUCCAGAGGUUUUGGGAGGAGAGAGAUGGAUUUGAACUGCAGGUAUUUUCUUGGUGCCAUUUUUUGGGUCAGGAUUUGCUAAAACAUUUCUGUGUGCCUGGCUGGUCUUGUUGCUCUAACUUGGCCUAAUUAUUCAUUUCAUGGAGUAAGAAGGGGCAAAUCUAUCCUUCUCUCUCCCUAUUCUAUUUUAGUAGAACUGAUGUCCUGCAUGGUGAUUUGACCAGCAGAUUUAUCCAAGAAGCUUAUCCUGGGUUAAUUUUAGCCAUCCUGGCUUGCUGCUGAUCCUGGUAACCUUGUUUUCCUACUACAGUGUAAAGGAAAAUCCUCUCUUCCAGGUGUCCCAAGUACCUCAUUUUGGGGUAAGCAUGUUAUUAAAACACUGUUGCAUCUCUUUCAGUGAUAGAGGAUGUGAUUUCUCCCAAGUCUUUGGAACCUCUCUUUCAUUUUGUGCUAUGAAAUGUAGAAGAUCUGAAAUAAUGUAAAGUGUCCUCCUGUAGUGAGAUGAACAGUGCUAAAGUAAUGUGAAGUUUAACAAUCCCUAAAUGAUAUCCUAUUCCAUUUUUCCAGUGCCUGAUUUUGUUUCUAAAAGCAUCAGUAAAAAUUUACUUUGUUUUUAAACAUGAUUUAACGAUUUAAGUCACAUUCUGUUCCAAUUAAGUGUUGAACCAUACAGUAAAGCAUUGUUCGACAGAUUCAUGAGAGCAAUGUGGUAAUAAUUGCAACAAAACUAGCUUUGUCUUAAUCUGUGCAUGGAAGUAUGUCAUAAAGAUUUUACAAGGCAUACUGCAAGCAGAAGGAUCUCUCAUGCAAACAGUGAAGGCUUUAGUGCUGGAGACUGUUGCCCCUAAAAGCCUUCCACUCGUCUGACCAAUGCUCCCCACUUCUCUGGGAACAGCAAAACAACUGAAUUAUUGCACCUGAGAUAAAAACAUAUCUAAGAUCAGUAAUGUACUUUGUGCUGUAUAAUGGAAGGCAUUAGCAAAGUAUUAUGUAAACUAAACUUUGCAUUUCUAGCCUUUGCACUUUCCUAAUUGUAGCCUAUUCUUCCAACUUUCCCGUUUCAUUCCUGCCGGGAAUGUUUGUUCUGGGUAAAUUUGCGGGAUUCGAUGAUCUCAGAGGUUUUUUUCCAACCUAGCUGAUUCUGUGAUUCUCUGAUUCUACUUUAAUGCUUGGGGCUUGUUGAAGUUUGAGGGGUUUGUUUGUUUGUUUGUUGUUUUGUUUUGAUUUGUCUGUAUCACCCAGAAAGUGUUGUUAGCCUCAAACUGUGGCUGACUAGGGCUCUUUUGUUGUCACCCUGCUCAGUUUGUUGCUCAGGAUCACCUCUGCCUUCAGCUGCAGCAGGAUUUGGGAUGCUGUGUUCUCUGUUUGCCAUUGAAUCCCUGCUCUUUAAAGAAGUGUGUUACAUGUUGUGAAGUGAAGCUAAUAUCCUGUAGGAGCUUUGCAGAAAGAGCUUGUGGGAUUGACAUUCUCCAUACAAGAGCACUAGAACAAAGUAACAUAUGAUACUCCAGCCUUAAUGUAAAACAGUUUUCUAACUCACUGCUCUGUGGUCUGUAAUCAGAUAAUGAAUAACAGUUCUGUUUCUGCAGUAAGAUACUGAGGAAGUCACUUGUAUGUUGAAUUUAAAAAAAUUAGUAUUAAAUUGUGCUCACAAGUGAAUUGAUGAACUUAAGUCUCUCACAUAGUGAGAACUGGAGAUGGAUGAAGUGUGGAUUAUACAGAUUUCUGAACUGAGGAGACUUUAAGGAACAUAAGAUGUAAGGAAUAUAUCAGAUGUUACUUUUCUUCAUGAAGCCACUGAUGAGAAAAACUUGUAUUCAGUUGUCCUGAGGUAACACUUGAUUCAUUUCCACAAAUGGAGUACUGUAAAAGAGGAUUUUAGACUUUCUUCUGCUGUGUAAAGUGUGGCUGCUUGCUGGAAUGGGGGAAGGACUGUGGGAUGUGUGAGAAUAUAUACCAGCAAUAUGCAGUGGUGGCCCCAUUGAACAGCCCUGAUUUCUGCAACAUGUUGAGCCCCACCUUGGAUACUGUGAGUCUGUGUAUGAAAUGUCCAGGGCACUUCAACAAACAGCAUCCAGUGUUCCUGCCUUUUGAGCAAUACAGUUGUGUGGAACUUGGGACUGCAAAUUUAUUCUGUAGCAGAUAAAGCCUGUGACUUAAUCCUGGGAUGUGCACAUCUAACAUUUUAGCUUAAAGGCAUAGAAGACCUGAAUAUAUAAUUAUUACAAAAAUGAUGUGAACAUCCCUGAAAUUUGCCUCUUUGUGUUGUAUUGCUUAAUCUUUGCAAUAUCCUUGUCGGCUGAGAAGGAGGAUGUCAUGUUCCUUCAUGUAAUCAAAUCCCUGCUAUUUGGAAAUGUUCCACUUGAGGGCCAGGAAAGCUGUACAUCUCAUGGGCUGCACAGAUGUGUAGUGGUUUCUGGUUUUUUUUUUUAUUUAAAGCUUGCAUUAGUGAGGGAGGAAGGGAAUUGCCAAACUAUCUUGGCAGCAGGCCUUGAGUUAGAUCAUUGUCCCCAGAGACACAGGGGUCUUAUCCCUUUUGAAGGAAGUUCAUUACUAGAAGUGGGGAGUGGGGAAGGACCUGCUUUUGUGUGUGCAUUGUAAACCUCUGAAUUCUGGGCUAGGAUGACAUGAAGCCAAUGAAUGAGAGAUUAUGUACACAAGGGUGUGACCUGUUUUAUAACAAAAACUGCUCCUGACUCAGUUCAUAUGACUGGAGUUGGCUGCAGUGAACAUUUCUGGAGGGCAGUGGCUUUUAACAUUUUUGCUUUAUUAAAAACUGAAUAUACUACUCACUCUCUUCAGGUUUUCUUAAGAGUCAGGCACAAAUGUAUAAAUUUAGUCUUACUCUUAGAAAGCAAAUGUUUAGAACCAGACGAUCCUAACCUAUGAAUUUAAGAAUUACUUAAAAGCAACAUCAGGAAAAGUAACUCUUUUUUUGUAAGUACUGUGUGAUGAAGCAGACAGAAAGCUGAUCUAGGUUGAAAUACAUUUUUGCAAAAUUGCUUUUAAAUGAGAUUGAUUUCCUUCUGCUCUCUGCCUGCUCCACUGAUGCUGCAGAGAGGAUGGCUGUUUCAUGGGUUAACGAAAACCUUGUCAAACAUUCUUGAUCUCUUCUGAAAAUUACAAUUAAAGUUGAAAGUUAUUUUCUCCUCAAUAGGUGAUGCUGGUAAAAUAAAAUGGUAGAAACAUACCAUAUCAAUUAUAUUAAAAUAACCUGCAACAUCUACUACCUAAGCCUUUACUUUAUGAAAGUUUUCUUUUAAUCCUGAAUCACCACAGUUUCUUUUGCACUGUCCAUCAGAGCUGAGAUAUGGGUGGUAAUACAUGUCAGCUGCAUUCAGCUACUGUUUGAAGUCAUUACAGUUAUGUAAGGAGUUUUAUUUUCUGCUUCUAAAUAUGGAUAAUGACCAUUUAUACAAGUUUCCAAAGAGAUAGCAACCCAGGAACAAAAAUACUGUGUUGCUAGCAACAGAUCUUGAUCAUCAGACUGUGUUGUCAGAGAAAAACCUGAUGUACUUCUCUGUAAUCUGUGCUAGAGGUAAGGCAUUAACUUCCUUUAAAAAGAAAAUGAACCACAACUACUUUACUCUAGGAUGGGAACUUGAAGAGAGAGAGGAGAUGGACAGGUUUUGUGAUGCCUGUGUCUAAUGUGAGACACAGGACCUGGCUUCAGCAUUGCUUCCCACCAGUGGUGAAACCAAAAUCCCCCUUCAUUUCCCCUAAAUAAAACUGAAACAUCCCUAUAAAGCUUUGUGUCACUGGGAGGUAUUCAAAAAUGCUAAACUUAGUCUUAGCCCAAGCACGUAACAAGAUAAACUUGUGAGCAGUACGAGGGGAAAAAAAUCUUAAGUCUCUGGCUUCUGCCCAGGAGGUCUGUAAUUGUGUAAUUGGGAUGAGCUAGGGUGGUUCCUGUGUGGAAAUAUUGUAUAACUAUGGAUAUGGAGGAGGGUGGGUUCCUGAAUUAGAACUGAGACUUCAUAGGAAGACUAUCAACACCACUUCCUACCCCAGGAAAUAACAAAAGGAAGUGGAACACCUUUCCCACAGCUCUUUCUGCUGAUAGCUGAGGCAACUUGGAAAGUCUGAAAAACUUUAAUAAUUGUUAAGAUUUGAUUCACGGUUGUCUAGUUGUGAAUUACUUCUAUCAAAUGUGUCAGUACCAGAGCUUUUACUUACCAUGUUAAUUUGCCCAGAACCUAAGCACACCUUACCUCUCCUGGGCUCUUACCCAGUGGUAGAUUUCUGUGUUCUGAAAGGCCAAUUCUAAACCAUUCACAGCUGAACUGUUAGAAUAUCUUGCUUGUAUUCUGAUUUCCUACCCUAACUUUUCAGCUGAAGAUAUAUGCAGGAAUUAUGAUAACUACACAGACCUCUACUUAAAAUGCAUGUCUUCUAAAAUAACUUUUCUUAUUACUUCCUGUAAUAACUAAAAAGUUGGUGGUAUUACUGUUGCUUCUUUUGCCACUGAAUCUUCCACGGCCUUUCUAAGUAUCAUUUCAGGAAACAAUGUCAUUGCCAGAGAAAUCUGUUAUAUUGUUUUGUGCUAUUCACAAACCAUGGUUUUCUCAAGCAUCUUGGGCAUCUCUUUUUUUACUUCAGAACUGAGUUCACAUCUGAAAUUAGAAAUUAUCAUGUAUGCUGUAAAAACUGCACUGAAUACGCAGGUCUGUGAUUUCAGGUAAUUCUUUGAUAUACUCUCUCAUUCAGGUUAAAGUUCUGCCUGGGUCCCUUCCUCCUUUGAGACAAUACUGGUCAUUGUUCUCUAGUGAUACUAAAUCUUUUUAGACACUUUUUCUAGACUGUUUAAAAGGUAUAAUGGAGGCUUAUAUGUUACUUUUGAAUCCUUAGGAGAAUUAAAUAAGAUUGGAGUCAUGAUACAGAUUCCUGAAAAUUUAUUCUCUUUAUGCUCUUUCCUCAUCUCUGACUUGCAAAAACAGAAGAAACCUCAUUCCUUUUUGCUGUCUGUAGUACUCUUCUCAGGAUUUACUAAAUAUAAUAUGUAUUCUUUAGAUACAGAACAAUUUAAAAAUAAGUACAUAACACAAAGUAACAUCAGACUUUUCAUUUUGUUUACUCCAGGGAAAAUAUUUAUCCCCAAGCAAAAGCCUGUACAGUCUUUUGCAGAAGAAAAAUUCUCUCUUGAUCCAGAACUGGAGGAAGCCUUGACCAGUGCCACAGACACAGAAUUAGGUGACCUUGCAGCUAUACUGGGAAUGUCCAACUUGAUAACAAACAAUCAGUUCUGUGAUGUAGUAGGAAGCAGUAAUGGGAUUGACAAAGACAGCUUCUCAAAUAUAGUAAAAGGUGAAAAAAUGUUGCCUGUUUUCGAUGAACCACCAAAUCCCACAAAUGUGGAGGAGACGCUGCAAAGGAUUAAAGAUAAUGAUUCUCGUCUAGUUGAAGUUAAUUUAAAUAACAUUAAGAACAUACCAAUUCCAACGCUGAAAGAAUUUGCAAAAGCCUUAGAAACCAACACACAUGUGAAGAAUUUUAGCCUGGCAGCCACCCGAAGCAAUGAUCCUGUUGCUGUUGCUCUUGCAGAUAUGUUGAGAGUAAACACAAAAUUGAAAAGUUUAAACAUAGAAUCAAACUUCAUCACUGGAGUUGGAAUUCUGGCACUAGUUGAUGCACUGAAAGACAAUGAAACGUUGACAGAGAUCAAAAUUGAUAAUCAGAGGCAGCAGCUGGGCACACUUGCAGAAGUAGAAAUUGCCAAAAUGCUUGAAGAAAAUACCAAGAUCCUCAAAUUCGGAUACCAUUUCACACAACAGGGACCUCGAGCCAGGGCAGCUGCAGCUAUCACAAAAAAUAAUGAUUUGGUUCGCAAGAGAAGGGUUGAAGGAGACAAUUAGCAAUGCUGCUGUCAAAACCCGGUGGAGUCAUCACGGUCAGCACCGUGGGCUUUGGCAAUCUGGGACUACAUUGACCUGGCUUAGAAGGGAAAAGACUGGAAACCCCAUUCCUUUAAAAGCAAAGCUAUAUAAUCUGCUGGUAUGCAUCACGUUUUUCAUGGAGACACAGUAACUGCACCAGUCUCUGUACCAUGGUUUUUGACUGGGUUUUUUUUUAAGAACUUUUUUUGUAUUUCAAGACUUCGGCUGAGCUUUCUACUUAAAAUAUAAUUGCAAAUCAAUGGUAUAAUUGUCUGUAGUCAAAGAAUGGGACAUAUAAGGUCAUUGAGAAGAUAAUGACCCAAUUAAAAUGUUUGUUAGAAAAUCCGGGGGUGCUUAUUUACGUGGAGGGGUGUGUCUAUUCCUGAAAACAAUGGGUUAGUGAUAAGGGAUUCUUCACCCAACAGCUGGACUCAUUGUGUAGAGCUGUUCAGCUUUGUUCAUAUGCACUGAAAUCUUUCACAGCAAUGUUAUUUGUAAUUCUACUGUUUUAUUUUUUAUUAGUUCUUGAUACUGUGAGUAAGUUUAAAGACAUCCCUUUAAGGCAAACCAAAAUAAAUGGGCUAAGGACUUCUCCCAAGAGAUUAGAGGGACUCAUACAAAAGACUUGCAAAAAAAAAAAAUUAGGAGCCUUGCAAAAUGACAGGUUUUUUUAUUACACCUAAAUCCUUUAAGUAUUUUUCAAAAGUGUGUCUUGCUCUGUAUCUAAACUGGAUAUAUUUUUAGACUGAUUUCAUGUGUUCAUCAACAUUAUUUAGUUUAUAUUCUUUGUUUAAAAAUCUUUAUCUACAUUCACAAGUAUCAAUUUCUCUAGAAGUAGUGGACAUGCAUAUUUUAAAUUCUGCAUAACUGUACAGGAAGAGCAACCUUAAGUGUAAAACCACUGACCUAAAUUGCUGGCAAAUGAAAAAUCCUUUAUUUGAAGCUGUUGUAUUAAGCUAUUUGUACUUCAUAUAAAUCUAUCAUUUUUUUAAUACUGAAGUAACACUUUUCAGAAAGGAUUUUUCUAUUUUACUUAUGUCUCGAUGUUGGAACACUACCUAAGACAUGCAAAAAUUAAUCAAUCUGUAGUGUCAGAUCUGUAUGAUGUAGUAAUUAUUAAAGUAUUUAAAGUUGUUUAAGCGAACUAAUAAGGCAACAAGAAUCACUUCAACUUCUGCACAUAACCACAAUACACUUCUUUGAAAUAAUAUAAAAACCUAGAGGCUUUUUGGUUAGGUCUGCUUGGACUGCCCUGUACUAGUUUGCUUUGAGGUCACAAAAAUGUUCUAAAGGACUGCUUGGCUAUAUUUAUAGCAACAGAGAAUUCAACUGACAACUCUUUUCAUUCAGAGAUCUUAAUGUGGUGAGAUCUUAUGUAUAGAAAACAUAUUUAUGUGGAGGGGCCUGAGAUGUUUGCAUCAGUUUGUAUAUACCAUAAGAACCUAACAGAGCAAGUCUCUGACACUGUGCCCACGUUGUAAUUUGCUGCAAAUCUUGUUUUGGAUCUUUAAAGACAGACUUUAUUCCAGAGGUGACUUCGAAUUUUACUGCAACAGUGAAUAUUAAACUAUAGUGCCUUCAAUGAGGAUGCAUAUAAUUGGUUUAUACGUGUGGAAGAACUUUUUUUUUCCUAUUUCAAAAUCAGCCUUUUAUUAGAAUUACAAAUAAAUAUGUGCUCUUCAAAACAACUUGGAAUUAAUUCUGUUAAAACCAAAGACUAUACUUACUAUAACCUUGAAAAAACUAGGAGUGAUCUGAUGAGUAACAAAAAGGGCUUCUUUUGGGUUUAGCUUUCGUAAAUUUCCAAGAACUUGAUAGAUUUUGAAAUUUAAGUUCCUAUACAGUGUGCAUAAAGUCACAUUUAAGUGUCUUUUUUUACAGAUAGUGCUGUAUAAAGAUGGCCAAAGCAUGUCAUGUGCUGAGUUGCCUAAAGCUGUACUUUACUUUUUAUUUGCUAGGCACCGUAAUCAUUUUGUGUCAAAAAACAGGCUGUGAUGUCUUCCUUCAUUUGUUGAAGGGCUGCCAUAUUCAGAGAAUCUGUUCACGUAUUGUGAUUCUAUGAUGACUUAUUUUAUCAUUAUCUAACAAGAUUAGACAGUUAUCUCCUACUUGAAAAUUAAGGACAAAAUUGAAAGGCUGGAUUAUGGAAAUGAUGGCCCAAAUCCCUUCCUUACUUUUGUUAAAUCAAGUUUAGCUGUUUAAUUAUUUACAUCCUAAUCAAAGGCAGGGGCUUUUAAGCUGCAGCUCUCAGGUGUCCUGUCACCAGCGAUAGUAAUGGACCUUAAUAAUUGGUUUAACUCUGUAGACAGCAGGUAAGAAUUUGACUUUGUCAGCACUUUAAGGACAGGUAUCUGACAGACUGGGCAUAGAAAACUUUGUUGUUUUGGCAUGGUGCAUGGAACAAUUAACAACAAUCACUUUUGUGCCUGCAAUGUGUGUCCUGUUUGGAAUAAAUGAGGGAAUUCAGUCUGUAGCCAGGAAUCGUACACGGUCUCAACAAACCAAGUGGACGCUCUGAUGUCGUGCUGUAGGUGUGGUGAGAUCCUGUGUAUGACUUCAUUGAUUCUGCGUGAAAGAGUGGUAUUGCUUUGAUAACCACUUACCAGAGACACAAGGUCUUUUUUCUGAGAUGAUAUUUUUUUCAUAUGGAUUGUUUUUCAGCCUCAAUGAAGAAGUCAAAUGACUGCAUAUAUUGAUUCUGUUGGUUCCCAGCUAAGCAUGGAAACAUAGCCUAUAAUUCAAAGCAAUUAUCUAUUACUGUUGUAUUUUAAAGAAAUAGCCUCAUUCUCUCUACAGCUUGAGUAAUCUUGUGUUUGUAAGCUACAAACAAGCAAGUGUUCAAUUUAAAUUUCCAUUGAGGAAACAUGCAUUGAGUUUUUUAGCCUAUCAGCACUAUAUGCUGUCAGAUUGUAAACCAGUAAACGCUGUGGAUGAUUAAAGUACUGUAUUCUUGUUGUGGU
This is a messenger RNA of Pipra filicauda (Wire-tailed manakin), 9858 nucleotides long. Its product is annotated as tropomodulin-3-like. Gene Ontology annotation, cellular component: myofibril; striated muscle thin filament. Gene Ontology annotation, molecular function: tropomyosin binding. The transcript has 8 exons. Lineage: Eukaryota; Metazoa; Chordata; Aves; Passeriformes; Pipridae. Gene Ontology annotation, biological process: pointed-end actin filament capping; myofibril assembly; muscle contraction. The record is from RefSeq and is a predicted model, not a curated record. The coding region runs from base 5897 to 6877 and encodes 326 amino acids.